AUGGCUCGCCGACAGGCUGUCGAGCAGCUACCGGCCUUUGCCACGAUUGACCACGAUGACCGCCGCGGCGCCCUCUGGAUCGCCGCCAUCCUCAGCCUCAUCUUUGUCGCCAUGACGUUUGGCGCGCGGCUGUACGUGCGCAAGCACAUGCUCGGUCGGGACGACUUUGCGAGCAUGGCCGCCGUCGCCCUGGCCCUCGCGCAGUACGCCUCGCUCUUUGCGGGCAUGCCCUCGGGGCUGGGCACCUCGAAGCUGUCGGUGACGCAGGGAAACGAGCGCAAGAAUGGCUCGCUACUUCUCACAUCGCAAGCCGUCUUUAUAUGCGGCAUCUACAUGGCCAAGUUUGCCGUGCUGCUGGCCACGGAGCGUCUGCUCGCCGCCAGCAUGAAGACGGUGCGGAGGAUAUGCAUACUGAUCCGCGCCACGCUGGGCGCCGCCGCACUCGCCUCGAUCCUCCUCAUCACCAUCCGCUGCUCCACGAACGGACUACUAUCACCGAAAAGCCAACGACAGUGCAGCGGCCUCGGCCAGCGCUGGGUCAUCAUCUCGAUCCUCGACGGGGUCACCGAGCUGGCCAUCCUCUGCGUCUUCUAUGGCCUGGUCUGGUCACUACAAAUGCGGCUGGCGCGCAAAUGGAUGCUGACCAUUCUGCUUGGUCUGAGAAUACUUUGCCCUGUAUUUACCGGCAUCUACACGUCCGCGAUCAAAUCAUACUCGAGAAGCGCCAACCCAGAGGUGCAAGUCAUGUCGCCGCUGGUCUGGCAGCAGGUGGCGCUGGGCUACUCGCUCAUCGCGGCGCUGCUCAUUGCGCUGAUACCCUUCCUGCGGAGCUUCCACACGGGCAUGGUCAUGAAUGUGCAAAACAUGGGCAGCGGCGGCGGCGAAUGGGGCAGCUCGGCGCGCUCCCGCGACAACGGCUACCGCCUCAAGAACCUGUCCAGGAACAACGGCAGCAGGCUGGGGAGCAGCAAGCCGCGCAGCGUGCCCCUCUCCGAGACGGAGGUGACGCGCUCGACAUCGCGCUCGGGGGACGCGCCGUCGGCGUCGUGGCGCAGCAAGAGCCGUUCGGAGGACGGCGGCUCGAUGGACGAGCAGCAGCAGCAGCAGCAGCAGCAGGGCCCGGACCCCCUUGUCAUACAAAAGACGGUCGACUGGUCCGUGCAGUAUGAGGAAGGCGAGGCUGGGGGUCUACAGCACCCUGGCUUGCCCGGGUACUUGCAUCAGCAGAACUAA
This is a messenger RNA of Akanthomyces muscarius, 1233 nucleotides long. RefSeq lists its product as uncharacterized. NCBI's taxonomy places the organism in Eukaryota, Fungi, Ascomycota, Sordariomycetes, Hypocreales, Cordycipitaceae. The transcript is spliced from 3 exons. The record is from RefSeq and is a predicted model, not a curated record. The coding region runs from base 1 to 1233 and encodes 410 amino acids.